AUGUCUAAUUUUACAGUUGUCUGGCUUCUUUUCACCAGGCCCAAUAACGAGAAGGCCAUGACUCCCCAGCCAGCAGGGCCCACCAGUAAGUUGGCCCAGUACCCUACACUGCAGCACUCCUUCUUUACGGACAUCUCUGAUGUGAGAGAGAUGGAGGGAGGCCUCCUCAACCUGCUCAAUGACUUCCACUCCAUAAAAUUGCAGGCUUUUGGGAAGGUGUGCUCCUUUGAGCACAUGCGUGAGAUACAAGAGAAGCUUGCAUGGCUACAUUUCAGUCUGGACAGUCAUGUGGAGGAGAUGUUAGAGGACCAGCGGAAGUGUACCUCUGACCACAACCUGGAGCACCUGCUCUGCAACAUAAGCACCACUGCAGUACACAGCUCACCACAUUUCUGUCCUUACCCAGAUCAUAGUCAUGUUGAACCACACUGUAGUCAAGGGGACUGCUAA
Molecule: messenger RNA, 450 nt
Organism: Oncorhynchus tshawytscha (Chinook salmon)
Lineage: Eukaryota; Metazoa; Chordata; Actinopteri; Salmoniformes; Salmonidae
Product: coiled-coil domain-containing protein 28B-like
Exons: 3
Coding region: 1-450 (149 amino acids)
Source: RefSeq, a predicted model, not a curated record